Molecule: messenger RNA, 19026 nt
Organism: Crotalus tigris (Tiger rattlesnake)
Lineage: Eukaryota; Metazoa; Chordata; Lepidosauria; Squamata; Viperidae
Gene: SLC8A1
Product: solute carrier family 8 member A1
Exons: 11
Coding region: 529-3420 (963 amino acids)
Biological process (GO): sodium ion transmembrane transport; cell communication; calcium ion import across plasma membrane
Cellular component (GO): postsynapse; axon; sarcolemma
Molecular function (GO): calcium:sodium antiporter activity
Source: RefSeq, a predicted model, not a curated record
AAAUUUGUAGACACGUGGAAAAGACGGGCGACGGUCCUUCGCCCGCGCCUGUCCCGUCUGCGGGCCAGGGCAACAGGAGGGAGCAGGGACGCCCUUGGCUAGCGAAAGCUCGCGUCGGGAAGGAGGCAAGGGGCGCGCCGCCUCCCGGAGGCGCUAAGAAGGAGGAAGGAGCUGGCGAGUCCUGCGGCGCUCUGAGGGGAACGCUGCCGCCGCGCCUCCUUUAAGCGCGCGUCUGCCCCCGCCUGCGACUCCUUCCUUCCAAGGGGGGCGCUUCUUUCUCUUGUCGCCGCGCUGCAUGGGGCGCCAGCGCUUGGCGCUUUCCAGAUAUGGUCUCGGUGGCGGUGGAUAGCUCUCUGUGAUCCCCGGCAUCCGCGGUGACUGGCCCGGCGGGAGGAGGAAGAAGCGAACGAGGUAGAAGGCGGCCAGGAGGAGCGCUCGGCUGGUGCCCAGAAUCAGUCAGCCGGGUUGCUGCGGGCGGCUCAGUUUGCAGGUUAGAAAAGAUUUGGAAAUUGGUCUGACAGAACAAUCAUGAUGGGAUUAAGGAAUUCAACUGCCUUGCCUGGUGGUCUUCUUCUUUUAACUGUUGCACUUUUGCUAUGUCAUGUGGACAAAGUACAUACAGAACAUCAACCUGAAGAAACCAAUUAUACAAAAAUAUGUUCUGGUUCCUAUAUCUGUAAGAAAGGUAUAAUUUUGCCAAUUUGGGAACCUCAAGAUCCUUCAUUUGGUGAUAAAAUAGCAAGAGCUACUGUAUAUUUUGUGGCCAUGGUCUACAUGUUUCUAGGAGUGUCUAUUAUAGCAGAUCGUUUCAUGUCAUCCAUAGAAGUUAUUACAUCCCAAGAGAGAGAAAUAACAAUCAAGAAACCCAAUGGUGAGACCAGCAAGACAACAGUAAGAAUUUGGAAUGAAACUGUUUCGAACUUAACACUGAUGGCUUUGGGCUCUUCUGCACCUGAGAUCCUCCUAUCUGUCAUUGAAGUGUGUGGCCAUGGCUUCAAGGCAGGAGACCUUGGGCCAAGCACUAUUGUAGGAAGCGCUGCCUUUAAUAUGUUUGUCAUUAUAGCCAUUUGUGUUUAUGUUGUCCCUGAUGGAGAAAUCAGGAAGAUUAAGCAUCUUCGUGUGUUUUUUGUGACUGCAGCUUGGAGCAUUUUUGCCUAUACUUGGCUGUAUUUAAUUUUGUCAGUUAUGUCACCUGGAAUAGUAGAAGUCUGGGAAAGUUUGCUCACUUUCUUCUUUUUUCCUAUCUGUGUGGUGUUUGCAUGGGUUGCUGAUCGAAGGCUUUUAUUCUACAAGUAUGUCUACAAGAAGUACAGAGCUGGAAAGCAGAGAGGCAUGAUAAUUGAACAUGAGGGUGAAGGGCCACCAUCUAAAGCUGAUAUUGAAAUGGAUGGAAAGAUAGUUAAUUCCCAUGUUGAAAGUUUCUUGGAUGGCACUCUGGUCUUAGAGGUGGAUGAGAAGGAUCAAGAUGAUGAUGAAGCAAGGAGAGAAAUGGCUAGAAUCCUGAAGGAAUUGAAACAGAAGCAUCCAGACAAAGAGAUUGAACAGCUAAUAGAAUUAGCUAAUUAUCAAGUUCUGAGUCAGCAACAAAAGAGUCGCGCCUUUUAUCGUAUUCAGGCUACUCGGUUAAUGACUGGAGCUGGCAACAUAUUGAAGCGACAUGCAGCUGACCAAGCACGAAAAGCUGUCAGCAUGCAUGAGGUCAACUGUGAGGUGGCAGACAAUGACCCUGUCAGUAAGGUCUAUUUUGAGCAGAGCACCUAUCAGUGCCUUGAGAACUGUGGCACAGUAGCUCUAACAGUUGCCCGUCGAGGUGGUGAUUUAACCAAAACAAUCUUGGUUGAUUUCAGAACAGAAGAUGGCACAGCCAACGCAGGGUCUGAUUACGAGUUCACUGAAGGGACAGUGGUAUUUAAGCCAGGUGAGACACAAAAAGAAAUAAGAGUUGGCAUAAUUGAUGACGAUAUAUUUGAGGAAGAUGAGAAUUUCCUUGUUCACCUCAGUAAUGUGAAAGUGUCAGAACAAUCUGAAGAGGGCAACCAUCUUGCAACUAUGGCUUGCCUGGGAUCACCUGCUACAGCCACAGUUACAAUCUUUGAUGAUGAUCAUGCUGGCAUAUUUACUUUUGAGGAACCAGUCACUCAUGUAAGUGAGAGUGUGGGGACCAUGGAGGUGAAAGUGCUACGGACAUCUGGAGCUCGAGGAAAUGUUAUUGUGCCAUACAAAACAAUUGAAGGCACAGCCAAGGGAGGCGGAGAGGACUUCGAAGACACCUGUGGAGAGCUUGAAUUUCAGAAUGAUGAGAUUGUCAAAACGAUAUCUAUCAAAGUAAUUGAUGAUGAGGAGUAUGAGAAAAACAAGACCUUCUACAUUGAAAUUGGGGAGCCCCGUCUGGUGGAGAUGAGUGAAAAGAAAGCCCUGUUGUUGAAUGAGCUUGGUGGCUUCACAAUUACAGGGAAAUGUUUGAAUGGCAAGCCUGUCUUCAGGAAAGUUCAUGCUAGAGACCAUCCCCUUCCUUCUACUGUAAUCAACAUUCAAGAGGAGAACGAAGAGAAGCAGCCUCUGACAAGCAAAGAGGAGGAAGAACGCCGCAUUGCUGAAAUGGGGCGCCCCAUCCUGGGGGAGCACACAAAGCUAGAAGUGAUUAUUGAAGAGUCCUACGAGUUCAAGAACACUGUGGACAAGCUUAUUAAGAAGACAAAUCUAGCUCUUGUGGUUGGAACUAACAGCUGGAGAGAACAGUUCAUUGAGGCUAUCACUGUUAGUGCUGGAGAGGAUGAUGAUGAUGAUGAAUGUGGCGAAGAGAAGCUACCAUCCUGCUUUGAUUAUGUGAUGCACUUUCUGACCGUCUUCUGGAAAGUCUUUUUUGCCUUUGUUCCCCCAACAGACUACUGGAAUGGUUGGGCUUGUUUUGUAGUGUCCAUCAUUAUGAUUGGCCUUCUCACAGCUUUCAUUGGGGAUUUGGCAUCCCAUUUUGGCUGCACAAUUGGCCUGAAGGACUCUGUAACUGCAGUCGUAUUUGUUGCACUGGGAACUUCAGUACCAGAUACAUUUGCCAGCAAAGUAGCAGCAACACAAGAUCAAUAUGCAGAUGCUUCCAUAGGUAACGUGACUGGUAGCAAUGCUGUGAAUGUUUUCCUGGGAAUCGGCGUAGCCUGGUCCAUUGCUGCAAUCUACCAUGCAGCCAAUGGGGAGUCAUUUAAAGUCAGCCCAGGCACCCUGGCUUUCUCUGUCACCCUCUUCACUAUAUUUGCUUUUAUCAGUGUUGGUGUGCUCCUCUACCGGCGAAGACCAGAUAUUGGAGGUGAGCUAGGCGGGCCACGGACUGCCAAGAUUCUGACCUCAUCCCUCUUUGUGCUGCUCUGGCUCUUGUACAUAUUUUUCUCAUCUUUGGAAGCCUACUGCCACAUAAAGGGCUUCUAAAGAAACUAUUGAAGAUAGUAUCUAUAUGUAUCUAUAUAUAGAAAGAGAGAUAUAUAGAUAUAGAUCUAAUAUUAUUGAACAGAAAAGAAAAAAAUUUGCCAUGUUCACUUACCUAUUGAUGGAAUGUAGCUUUGUGGUAGGAGUUUGAAAUCUGCAGGAGUCUUCACCAGGAGCAGCAGCAUUGCAAUGGAGACAUGGAUGCAGGGCUAUCUUUGCAACUCAGCCUACAAGGUCAUGAUGGAGUUACUUUGUAUUUCCCUUUUCCCUCCCUCUCUAAGAAGCAGUUGGAUGUCAAAGGGGGUUGUUUGGAAAGACAAAAAGCCAACUUUAAGUUAUAUCAUAUUGGGUGAAGGACUUAAGUGGGAGUUCUUGACUUUCUGACCAAUAUCUUUGUUGCCUUCUUCAUUAACUCAAGAACAAGCUGAAUCACCACCCUGAGUGACACGUGAGUCUAGAGUGACCAACACAAUCCAAAGGGGUUCCAACCCUAUGCUGUUUGUGGGGAGGAUAAUUUUGUUUGAGGUUUUGUUUUGUUUGUUUUUAUUUUUGCUUCGAUCCCUCCUUAACUGCCUGGUUGUUCAGAUGUUAUUAAACCACAGAUAACCCUUUCCCAUUAUUUCAGAACUCUAUUUAUGACCAGCACACUCUUAAAAGAAAAAUAGCCACCUAAACCUAAACAAUUCUCCAUUUGCUCCAGACUGUGGAUUAUAGACUCAUGCCCAAAGCCCUAGCAUUUUCCCCUGUAUUUCUGACAUAUUGUGUCAGAUAAAUUUCAGUUCCCUCCUAUUCCCUUUCCAUCUACCAAUAGAUGCUGCUAUGCUCCUUCUCAUACUCCAAAUUGGGAAUGCUUUCAUUGUACUUGUUGUAACACUUUGCAUGAAUGAAGCAAACCAUAAUCUGUAAUAUAGCAUUGAAUAGUGAUAGUGAAGCUGACUGACCAUUGAAAAUGCAAGCGUGUUUCUUUCCAUUUCUUUUCAAUGAACAGAGUGAGAGUCCAGAAAUGGCUGGUAUUCAUUCUGUUGCUCUCUAUAAGGUUCCUAAGAAGCAAUAACUAAGAGCUGGAGAAAGUCUUAGGUUUUAAAGGGAAGAAUUUGUGCAAGUUUUAUCACAUAGAAAGGGAUCUUUCUAUGUUUACCAGUCAAGUACAGGACUCAGAACGUUGUUUAUACUGAGUCAAGCCAGUGACCUAUCUAGCCCAGGACUCUCACUUAGAGUGAUUCUCUGAGGUCUCAGGGAGAAGCCUAUCCAGCCCUGUAACUAUUUUAACUGGUGAUUCCAUGAAUUGAACUGUUGGAUAGAUGACACGCUAGCAUGUGCUUUACCACUGAGUUUUGUGGAUGAAUUUAGCCUGUUGGAAUUAAUUGGACUUAGCAUUGUUCAUUUUAAGUAUGAACAGCUGUGUUGAACCCUAAAUCACCAGAACAUCCUUGAAGUUUUUUUCAAUCGCCCAUUUUACCUGGAGUAUUUAUGCUGCAUAUGCUCCAGAUGCCAAUUCUUUGGUCUCUUGCAUUGUUUAUUCUCUCUGUUCCUGCUCUUGCUCUAUGGAAAUCUCUGAACCUUUGUAAAGGGCAACCCACCAUCAGAAUACUGUAAUUCAAAUUUAUUCUCCCAUGCAGAAGUUAAAAAAUUCUACCACUCAUUGGCCUUCAGAACAACAAUGAGUCCUAGCAAGAAAUGUGACACUAUCUGGAUUGUCUGGCAGUGAAUUGGCAUUUAUCUCCAUGAAUUAAAAAUAUCAGUAUUGCUGUAGACAUUGAUGAGUACAUGUCAACAAUGUACGUAUCAAUGUUCAGAAUAGAUUAAUGUACCAAAAAGAAGCUUUGCUUGGAAUCUAUCAUUUAGGGACAGUGCAACUGAAUAGUCCAGUGAUAUUUAUUUUGUAGCUGGUUUGUCUAUUGAUUUCUUCAUGCGCUGUCUUUCUAUUAUUAUUUUUUUCAUUCUUCAGAACUCCCUCACCACUACAUCUGAAAUAUCUAAAGCAAAUUUAAAAGGGGAUUCAGGAGAAUGAAACUUUUUGAAAUAAUUCAUUUUUCAUUAUUAACUAAAAAUAGAUUCUAUUUAUGGGUGCCAGAGAAGUAAAAAUGUACAUGACUUUGCUGCUUCCCUAGUCACAUGGAAGCAGCAUGGGUAGCCAUGUGCAGUACAGGUUUUAUACCUUAACAAUUGUCAUAAACACUGUAAUUGCAGUGGUAACCAGUUUCUGAAAAAGAAAACUGACACGUAAUUAGGGGAAGACCAAAGCCAUAGAUGUUUCCAUAUCAUAAAAAUAUAGCCGUGCUUACAAUGAUUAAGGAGCUGUUCUCUAGAGUAUCAGUGGAGAAUCUAUGGCCCUUUGGGUAUUAUUGGACUCCAGUUCCCACCAGUGUGGCCAGUAGUUCAGAAUCAUGGGAGUGAUAUUCAAUAAUAUUUGAAGAGUCUCAGGUUUAUCCACCUCCAAUUGGAAAAUGAAAAGCUAUAUAUGUAAAAUAUAUUUCUCAUUGUUACUUUAGCAGUGCUGCUGGAUGUCGGUUGAAAAAAUAUGUAGAUAUAUUUCCAAGUAUUUCUCCCAAAUAUAGAAUGAUAUUCUUUUGGAGUUUAUAAUUGCUCCUUUAUUCACGGGGGUGCGUGACUGAUAAUGACAAUUCUUCUAUCACAUGAUCCAUUUUCUCAUGGACAGUAACAUACACAUCCAGUAUGUUAUGUAAGCAAAGUGGCUGUAUGAAUUCGCAUCCAUAAAAUCCUACAAUCCUUAAAUCAUACAAUCACAGAGUUGGAAAUGACAUGCUCAGUGCAUUAAUUAAAUGGAAAGGCUAGAAUACCAAUGUCUGUAGAUCAUUCUAUAAAACUGCAAAAACGUGAGACAUAUUUGAUGCUGCAGGGAAACUAAUUGUAUUAUAAUGACUGAGUGAAUAAAGUAAAAUAGGGGAUGCAAUUUUUAUGCAUGUAGAAUUUCAUACUAGAUUUCUAUCUGUAUAUGCAGCCCAGACUCAUUGAAAUUAAUGAUAAUUUUUCCAGAGUAAUGGAUCGGAUGCCUCGGGUAUUUAGGGAUUCUGUUCAAUAUAAUGGCAACCUUUUUCCCAUUAAUUUCAGUGCAGAGGCUACCUAUUCAGAUGCAGUUUUAUUUGCGCAUGAUCAAGCACACAGAAAGCUUUAAAAGGCCUAGUCUACAUCACCAGUGAAUGUACAUUACCUGUGGCUAUCUCAAAUCCUUAGUAGUAUCUCUUAAUCUAGCUAUAAAAUUAAAAAAAUAAAAUUGUUCUCACAUCACAUGGUUAAAAGGAUGGAAGUUAGACUAGGUUUUCAAUCAUUUUGAACAAUCUGUGGAAUGCUUGAAUUCUGAGUUUUUCUUUUAAUUUUUUUUUUCCUGUAAAUUGUUUAUCACUUUUGAAGGCUUUUUGUUCUCUGUUUAAUUUCAUUUGAUUUGUCUGUUAUGGACUGGGGGGGGGAAUAAUAUUUGGGUUGUUCAGGGAUCAUUAAUAAUAAUAAUAAUAUGAUUAUUGUGUUUGUGUAAAAUUAUUUCAUUUCAUCUGUUUUCUUUCAUUUUAUUGAUGUGUGUAAUGCACAUUAACAGAAAAAGUGUGUACACUAAUUGUGAUCAACAGUACACUGAGACACAGAUAAUAAAAUGUAUAAUUAGUUUUGAUUUAAAGAUCAGUACUGCUGCAUUUUCCCUCUAUUCUGUCUCAUUUCUUUUUUCCAUUAAUUCAUCUCAUCUAGUUCAUUUUGUUGUUGUUGUAUUAUUAUGAAAUGAUAUAUUAUUUGCUUAAACUAGAAGUAUAAUGGAUUCUAAAAAAUCUGGGAAAUGCAUUUACCAAUCAGAAAUUUUCUGAUGCUUCAACUCUAUCUAGAAAAUGCAGUCAGAGAAACAACCAUAUUAUUUGUUAAUUCCUUACAAUGCAUACAUUCCUCAUAAUUUAUUCUAUUUAAAAUAUUGUACUACUACAAAAUCACAUUAAUUCAAAAUACAUAAUUUUACAUUUAAAAUUAUCACAUAAUAGUCUUUCAUCCUUCAAAAUAUAAUUUUAUUUAAAAGCUUGGAUUUUAAAGUUUUAAAGUCUGACUUUCUUUUCAUUAACACAUAAUCAAAUCAAGGAAUUUACCCCAAAAUUCACAUAAUUACAAACAUCAUAAUAUUUUAACAAGCAAAUUUUUAAAUUAGUAACCUUACUCAUUUUAUAUAUAUUCACAUUUGUUGUUUUGUUUCAGUAUUGAACAUUAACUUAUUUUUAAAGUUCCAUUUCAUAUAUUUCCUCAUUUUCAAUGGUCACUGUCCUACAAUUGAAUACUAAAAUCUCAGUUAAACAAAUAAAAAUGCAUGGCAAAAAAAACCCUUCUUAGAAUUGUAAUGGAUGCAGGUGUGUCAAACUGUUAAUUCAAGUAGACCAGAAGCAGUAUGUGGCCCAAUUAGUAGCCAAUAUCAAGAAGUAGGCAUGUAUUCAAAACAGGAAGAGCUAGGGAAAAAGCAAGAGAAGAUAGCCAUUUGGGGCCAAGACAAGUUGAAUUUUGAAAGUGUUGUCACAAAAGGCUGUCAUAUAGAAUAAAACACCUUAACAGCUGACAGGUGUUGUCUGCCACUACAGUUUCCUUUGUCUUUUCCUUCAGGUAGGUCUGCACACUGCAAACAAAUGAAUUAUAGUAACUAUAGUUACCCAUCAUUUCAUUUUCUAAGGCUGAGCUAGGAAAUGAGAAGCUGUCUGGUAAUUGUGUUGUGCCAAUUAUAGAGUACCAAAAGGGGGAGAAGCCAGCAAGGUUAAAGCUCUAAAGUAAAAGGAACAUAUACUUGGGUAACAUUUUCAUGCCGUCUUGUUGAGAUUGGGGAUCAUGCCCUGAAGAUACAUAAGGUUUUACAAGGCUGGCAGACCAAGAUUGGUCCUUGAGAGAUGGUUGUACUAGGACAAUGUUCUCAGCUGAAUUUGCUAGGUAUCAGUAGAACUAAAGGAUGCAGAGGAGGUAAGUAGAGAAAGUAACAUGCUUGUGUAUUGAUUCAGGCUUACCCUCAGUCUGGCACAUCAUUCCAUCCUCAUUUAUGAUGCCAGCCUAAAUCCCAUUCAAAUGAUCCCUGGUAAAUGCACAAAACUAGUAAUGCCCAGCUAGAAAUGAAUAGAGGUCUGGUACAUACAAGUAAUGCAUUGAAAAUCUUACCUUAAACCAUGCUCUCUGGCACAGGUUUGUGGAAUAGAGGAAAACAAAAUUUGACUGAUUAUUAUUUUGUUAAGGAUACUACAUUAGGCUGCAAAAAUCCGGACAACCACUGUGGCAGCGAAUGUUACAUCAUUUCUUUGCUACUAUCUAGUGGUCUUCCAAAUUUUUACUGUUCACAUCUAGUAACCCUAAUUUCUGUAACUCUCAAAGUACAAGAGCAUUCAUAAAAUUAUGGAGAUUAUUCUGUUUGUGGUUCUAGAACUAGAAAUCUGCUUGUUCCUAAUGUUAAAAAAUGUAUGUUAUGAUAAUUGCUUCUCUCCCUCAUGCAAGUACACAGAGACUUAUUUGUCCUCAUAAAAUAAUUGUAUUUCUCAGGUUAAUAAAGUUCUAUCAUUUAUCUGUAUGAAAGCCCCUUUCAAAGCACGCAGAAGAGAUUCUUCAUAGAAAGAAUGUUCAUAUCUCAUUAAGUAUUCCAUUAAUACAUCUUCUGCUAAGAAAGUUUUACUAGAAACAAUAGCAAUACCCGGCAUUUCCCAAGGCAGUGGUCUCAACCUUGCAAACUGGCUGGGGAAUUCUGGGAGUUGAAGUUCACACAUCUUAAAAUUGCCAAGGUUGAGAAACAAUGAUUUAAGUAUUAGAAGGAUCUUUUCCUGUUAAAAUGAACAGAGGUUUAUCAUCAUCACCCAAAGUUAUGGGAUGGGUGAGGGGGAAAAUCACAGAAGAUUGUGAUCUUCAGCACAGAUGUGCUAAUAGAAAAGACCUCUCCUAUGAAUUCAGUGGUCCAGUUUCAUGAUAGGCAGAGUUGCAGUCCCAGGCAAUUCCAUAGUUCACUAUGAACUUUUCUUCAGCUAGGUCAAUGAUGGUAAACCUUUUGAGCUCGUCAAAACUUUGAGAAAUGCCUAACUUGACUCUGCAGUUGCGUCUCACACACAUACUAACAAACAAAAGAGAAAUAAUUCUCUAUCUCACCCCUCCCCCCCCAUCUAGGCCAUCCUGAACAAUGGCACUUCAGCAUCAGGUGUUGGUGAAUACUGGCGUGUCACUCAAAAUGUCAUGGUAUAUCACCUUUGACACCCUUGUCAUAGAUUCACCAUCAUUGAGCUAGGAAGUUAGAAGAAAAAACACACAAAGGGACAGCAUGCAGUGUUAGUCUUGCUCUGUCUAAGGUUAUGAUGCAGUUGCCAAAAAGAAAAAAAAGCAAUCGCUGCUUUAGAAUCUAUGUUUUCCUUGAUCAGUGCAAGCAUGAAAAAUCGCUAACUUUUAAUUCAGUGUCAGCAGAAAAGUUAGCAAUUAUUUGGAAACAACUGCUCCUCAUAUUUUAUAAUUUAUGAAGCAUUUUAAUUUGAAAAAUGCUUUGCAGUCCUCAUUUGUUCAAUUUUGCAAAAUUCAUUGCACAAGAUUGCCCCAUCACAGCUGAAACCAAAACCAAGAGAAGGUUAGGCAGUAUUCAUCAGUAAAAAGUUAAUAAAUAGUUGGCAGUAUAACAAUACUUCCAAAAUCUUAAUGCUGGAAUAACAUCACCCUUUCUUAACACAGCUAAUUGUAACAUCAUGAAAUCACUGCUGUGGCUGUUUUACAAAAGGAAACUGAGAAGCACAAAGAUCUGAAUCAGAUGUUAAACUUUGGUAUACUGUAUAGGUGAAAGAUUAGGGCUGACUAAACAUUAUUGUUUCAUUGGUUCCUAUCCAUUCCGACUCAAAACUGGCCCAGGAAAGUUACUUCAAAGGAUUUCAGAGCAAUAAUGCAUUUGGAGAAUAAUUUGGAAAGCCACUGAAUAUGAAUAAGGAGGGACUGCAGCUUCAUUAUUGGGAAAUUCAAUAAACAGCACUGCAAUCAGCAAAAACAUAAAGAAAAUAAUGGAUAAAUGAAUUCAAGGUAGGAAAUGCCCAUUCCCCCAAGCUUUUUCAUUCAUGCAAAGCAGCCAACACUGUUCAGAAAUUUCUAAUAGAGUCUCGAUACAAAUACAGUGCACCACAGAAUCACAAUAUUUCUUUUAAUCAUGGGAUGUGGGAAACGGGGCUAACACUGGAUUGCUUGCUCUUUAAGAAGGAUGGAAUAUGGCACUCCACAUCCAAUUCCUUUACAUCAGGGGUUCCCAACCAGGGGUGCUCACACUUCCUGAAGGUGCAAGAUGAUAUUCCAGGAGGUGGGAAAAGGUUGGGAGCCGCUGCUUUACAUCAAUCAUGGAAAGCUGAUGUAGUGGGCUUCCGUCUGAAAAAGAAAAGUGAAGGGAAUUAGGGCAAGAGUCAGACAUCACAGUAAUAUAUGGCUCUUGUUAGAAAUAGAUGGCAGUUUGACUCAGGAGGUGCCUGCUUGGUGGAAACAUACCAAACUCCCAAUUUUAGGCUAGCAGAAGCUAUAGUGAUGAUGUGAAAAUCUCUGCUCUCGUACUCAUGGGGCAGGUAGAUUUCUCUUCCUUAUUUAGAUCAAAUUCUGAAACUCAGACAAGAAAUCUAAAUCAAACCUAUUAAUUAACAAUUUAAAGACUUGCCCAGGCAUGUAAAGCAAAAUAGUACUAUAGAAUAUUCCUUCUACAAUUUUUCUAUUUUCCAGGAUAACUACAUAAUUCCUUUUUAAAUUAAUGCCAGUGACUAUCUAGCCGAGAUUAACUUCCAUAAUACUUAUACAAAGCACUUUCUCUUUAUCAAGAAAACAACAAGAUAUUUUAAGAAAAGUUGGUCUGCAACCUUCCCCGGCUAUACAAUUUUCUUGAUAGAUUAUAAGUGGAUUAUGAGAAAAUUAAAUACUGGAUGAGUCAUCAGUCUUUCCCCACACACACACACACACACACUUCUUUAAGCAAGCUAUGUACCAUUAACAGGAAUAAAAUAAAGUAAAAAGAAAUCUGUGCAAUGUGUGCAUUUAGAUGUGCAGUCUUGUUUAAAAUAAACCCAGAAAAAUUUGUAGUUUGCCAGCUGAUUGCUUGCAAGGAAAGGAAAAGAUGAGAGACUGACCGUGAGAAAACUUCCAAAUAAAGCAUGUAUCUUGCGUCACAAAACAUAUAGCUAACUUAUUAAAAUUUCUAAAAUUCAUGGGCAAUUUGUAAAAAAAAAAUCAAAUUGUACAGUAUGGGAGAUCUGAUUUCCCCAGUUAAGAAAGCAACACUGAAGAAAAAUUAUUUGAUACCUACAUAUCUUAAAACAUUAUUUAGAAAAGUUAUUCUCCCUUUGACAAUGAAUUGCUGUUUCACUGGGAUGUGGAAUAAAGCUUUCUUGCCUUUUUAGCUAAACAAGGCACUACAUUUGUGGGGUUAGUGUGGUGUGAUAUAUGUCUGUUGGUCAAGACAAAAUGUUUGUUUCAGGUAACAUAAAGAGUCCUAGAUUUUCCUGUGUACUUGCUCCCUUGGUAAGUUCUCUUUCCACUAAAGAUUUAAAGUGUUUUGUUAUUAUAGUCAGGGUAACAUAAAGUAGCACAAGACAUUUUAUUUUGGUUUAAAACAGAAACAUUGAUUUUUUUUUUUAACCAAAACUGCCCUUUUGCAUUUAGGUAUAAUCACUACAGACCUGGUAUAAACUUCAUGCCAUUUUAAAAGAAAAGAAAGGUUCCUUUAUAAGCACUCCAUUAUACAAUGCAGAAAACUAUAUAAAGCAUAUCCACACUAUACCAUACAUGCAAACUAAUCUAACAGUCUUUUUUCCCUUUGGAGAUAUAGAUAUAUUGUAACACUCAGAGACAAUUGGCUAAUUAGACACGGCAUCUGAGACAUCAAAUAUUAUUCUAAUGUCAAAAGGAAUUUUGGUUGAAAGGAAUUAAUAUUGAAGCUGAGGGCCUUCCACAUUACACAAGGGUUACUCCAGAGUUUGUUACAAAAAUUACAAAACAGAAAAUUAUUCUUUGUGACCCCAUGGGUAGGAUAAUAUCAAAUGGGUUUAAUAGACAGAGAGUCUUGGGCUCAUGUUAGGAAAACUCCCAGUGAUAAAAGAAAUUCAAUAUUGGAAAUAAUGCUGUAGUACUCCAAAGGUGUUUAGGUAGUCCCUUGAAUGACUAUGAUUAUUAUGUACCAUUAAGUUAUUUUCAACUCCUAGCAAUCACAGACAUCCUUUGUAAAAAAACGGGGAGGAAGGAUUAAUUAAUUGGAAGCCAGAUCCAUAUACAAGCAAUAUAAAAUUAAAAGUUAUCGAAUUAUGCUUACAAUUUUUCCAAGCCAAAUUCAUAGUUAACAGAACAGAUAUUCUGGAUUCUCAUAAACAUCUAAAUCUUUUAUCAAAAAUCAAAUUUCCCAGUAACUUCCAAAACAGGUCCUUCCCAAGUCUUCCCAAAGUCCUUCCUCUCAGAGGAACACCACCAUUUAUUCUGUGCCGUUCAAUUUUCAGGCAUCCUUUGUCUUAGCCUCUCCCCUGUUGUUGUUGGCUAUUAAACUGCAUUAAUGUCUACUGACCCUUAAAUUGAGAUGAUGCAGGUAUGAAUGGCACCCAGUUUUCAGUAAAUUCCCUCUAGAAGAAUAUAUAGGAAUUUUGUUUUUGUUUUCUGGAAUUAUAGGAUUCUUUUUCUAUAUUGUUUGAUGUUCUUGAUACCAGCAUGAGUCAAGGGGUAGGUUAGAAAAAAUGACCAUUUUGUUCUUUUUUUUUUUUUUUUUGCUAUCAAGCAGCUUUUCUUUUUUUGUCUUACAUUUCUGCAAAAGCCUAACAAAGAUGAGGUGGUCAGCAUGACAGGCAAAGCUCUAAGCUUGCCUAUACUGUUAAUCUAUCUAGCAUAUUUAGCUGAUUUAUAGCCUGCUAGAGUGAAAGAAACCGACAGCUAGGUUUCUCGUAUAUGUAUAAAUAUUAGUAUUAUUGGUGAUUCUUCUCUCUUGUAAAGAACGUUAGUGUCUUACUCCUUCUACAUAAACAUGUUUGUAUUGGUACAUGUUCUGUUGCUUGUGGGUAUUAUUUUGCACAUUAUCAUCUUCCAUCUUUCCCCUACUUACUUUUAUGUGUAAAUUUUGCAAAUAGAAAGAUUUCCAGUUAGUGAAAUUCUUUCCCUGUUGGUUUCCUGUAGUAUUCAUAUUUUUGGGGGGAUUUCAUUAACUCCACGUUUUGGCUAUAAAUGCUUCCUAUAAACAAAUUAGACUGUUUCAAUUAGAUUGGAAGAAAAGGAAUAGAAAAACAUACCUGUUUGAGUUAUUGUUAGUUCUAUUUUUAAAUAUUGAGGUAGCACAUUCUACAUUAUAGAUCCUUCAUAUUCACAUUUUCCAUGCCUCUGAUAAUAUUGUAAUGUCUUAACAUGAGCAUAGGCCUGCUUCUUUUUUUAAAAUAAGCCUGGCUGCAAACUGCCAAAAGCUUUGGCUUCUCCAGCUACAGUUUCUUAUAGUGCCAUACACAGUUCCUUCAAGAUUACCUUAGUAUACUGAGGGAAUAUUAUGUCUCCUCAGCAGAAUCGUCUCUCUAAGGUCUUAGGUGGUGGGAAUCCCCAACUCCAUUACUUUCUGUUCAGAUAAGAAACCAGGUACUUUUCACAAGAUUACUCUGAGUAUCCAGUUUUUGCUAUUUCCCCCCCAAGUUUUUUUUUUUUUUGCAAUUUCAGAUGCAAUGGCCAAUCCAAAAAAAAAAAAAUCAUGGCAACCUAUCAGUUUUGUAGUUAAUGCAGGGAUUCAUAAUAUAAGCUUUCAAAAUGACUGAAGGUGUCAUAAUGCACAUAGCUGUAAACUUAAUGCAUAGCAAGCUUUUACAAAAUUAGUUUGGAGGGAUAUUUUGAGGGAUUUUUAGGAUAAAAUGGGAGUGAUUUCCUUUCCAAAAGCUCCCUGCUCUCAUUUUCUUCUCUUCAACACACACACACACACACACACACACAGAGAGAGAGAGAGAGAGAGAGAGAGAGAGAGAGAACAACAACUUAUGGAAAAAUGGGCGCACCUCCUCAUGUGAUAUCUCUACCAGGCCUCCGGUUCUCUGGAAGAAACCUUUGCAAGUCAUAGUCCCUUUUUAGGCUGCCCUCCACUUCACAGAAAUAUGGCAGUACUUCCAAAAUAAAUAUAUGAUCUAGAUAUUUUGAACAAGUUCAUACAGGAUUAUUUUUUAAGCUCUCAUCCUAGGUAUUACUUUGUUUUAAUGGAGGCCUAUAUUUAGAAGGGUGAGUAGUUUGUCAUCAAUUCCGAUGAAACCUGGCACUGCCAAGUGAGAAAAUGCUAGGAAUUCCAUUGUCAUUCUUCUUCAUAUUCACAUUUUGCAUUCCUCCGAUAAAAUUGUAAAGUCUUAGCAUGAUCAUAGGCUUUCUUCUUUUCUUAAAAUAAUGCUUUGCUUAAGAAUGCCAACAGAACUAAUGUUGCUACUACUUAACUUUGCAAUUUGUAAUUACAACGAUCAUUUAAUAUUCUGUGUGAGUGUAGAAGUAUUUAUCUAUUUUAAGAAGGAAGGAAAUGAAGACAAAUAUUCCCUAAGUUUUAUUUUUAUGCAUUAUGAUCCUAUUUAAAAAAUGAGGAGAGACAGAAAUAACAUCCUUUUAGGGGAGAAAAAAAAAUAACACUAUGAUGCUGAUACAAUAUCCCAUUCUGAAUGCAAAUUCUGCUGGAGAUUUUCUUUAAGAUGUUGAAAAAUAUAAUACUUUAAUAUUUUAGAUGAGAGCCAAAAAUUAAUUAUCAGUGAGAUUAAGCAUAUCAGUAUGAAUGUCAACUAAUAACCAGAAACCCUCAUGCCAAAAUUGAGUUUCUGAAUAUUACAAUAGAUGAAAGUUUCUAAUUUAAUCAACUCCUACUAACAAUUUCCAGCUUCUCUGCCCUUAAUGCACAGAAAUGUGCUUAGGUCUCCUACAAUCAAGCAAAGUAUUUACUUUGGGUUUAUUUUAAACUUAAUUGUUUUCAGCAGGAUGAAAACUUGAGUGUAACUUUAUUAUUUAGGCCAUGAUCUCUGUUUCUACAGCAACAGCCUUUUAAAAAUAAGGUUCCCCAGACCAUAUAUACAGAUCUAAUUCCCUCCACUGAAAUUAGCAAAGAAGGUUCAGCAUGAGGAGGAAUGGUAUGCGCAUAGACAUAGACGGAAUGGUUGGCCUGGAAAUGCUUGCAUUUGAUUAAAGGUUUUUGCACCAUGAAGUACUGUUUUCUCUCACAUUCAUAAGGUACAUUUAUGCCUUGUCACAUCCAGUAUCUGGGGUUGAUCUUGGACUAAAUCUUAAGAAAUGCAUGCUGAGCUUUUGCUCUCAUUGGUGACUUUUCUUGGGAAUCUAUGUAAGUUACAGUAUAUCAACAUAAGAUUUAAGUGCAAACAUAGAAAGGAGGCUUGGAUCCAUCCUCACAACAGAUGUUAUCAGGAGCAGAGUCAAAUCAAUAAAUAGGCAAUACCAUCUUGAUUAUCUCUUCCUUUGUAGAACUAGACAGAAGGAUACUCAGAAGUGGCCACGUUCUUUCUUUGUUCCUGGAUUCUUCUUAGAUCACCAUAUUUGUCGGUCUGGGUAUAGAUGGAAAAUACUUUUUAAAAGCUAUCUUUGCUUCAUUUUAGGCUUAUAAAACUUUCACAUGUCAUUUCGUAACAGACUGGACACUUAAGAAACAACUUCACAAAGAUAAGACUGUGUAGUGCUGGUUGAUUUGAAGCAUAAAGUUGUGUUUGUGUUUUUCCACUGUGGCAUGGCAGAUUCCGUUCCCUUUCAACAGCUGAUAUGGUGGGAUUUGUCUCAGCGUGUUCUCUCAAAAAGCUGACUCCAAGUACCACAGUCAAGCAUUUUCUUCACUAGGACAACUCAAAUUUACAAAAUAGUAUGCUAUAUGCUAUAGUAUAUAUAUUGUAGCAUUUUGUGUAUAGGAUUUCUGUGGAAAAGGCUGGUUUGAGGGUCUUUUUUGGUAAAUUCCUAAUGUACAUACCAGUUCUGAAGUUUGGAGAUACUAUACUGUCAGAUACUAAUUAUCUUUGCUUUUUAAGUUCCUUAAUGAUUAGACGUGAACACCUUUAUUUCUUCAAUAUCCAGUAAAGACUUAACAGACUUUCAAUUCCGUGGAACUGUUCUGUGUUGAAGCACUUAUUAUGCUUCACAUAUAAGAAAGAACAACAAUUUCAAGCACUUUAAAUUUGGAGUACAGACACAGGGGUCCAGAAAAAGAAAAGCCUGUCAACAGAAUGUUUAUUUGCUUCUAAUGUGCAGAAAGGAAGGAAAGGAAGGAAGGAAGGAAGGAAGGAAGGAAGGAAGGAAGGAAGGAAGGAAGGAAGGAAGGAAGGAAGGAAGGAAGGAAGGAAGGAAAUCUACUUUUUCAUUGUUCCAUGGAUUUCUUAUUGUUCAAUGAAAGAGGAAGCAUGUCACUAACUUCAUAAUGGGUUUCUAAAGCAGAAGUAAAAUCAGAAGAACAUUAUAACAAAUGGACGAUAGAAAAUAUCUGGCCAGGGGAACCGCCAAACUGUUCCCCUUCAAAUGUGUUGGACCACUACAGCCACAGUCAUUGUGGCAGAGGUUUAACAUAUCUGCAAAACUUUAAGUUGGAAAAGGCUGCUUUAUAGAGCUUAAGAAGUGAAAUAAUUUUAAGAACAUCUAAUCACAAACUGAUAGGAUUCCUUUUUAGGAUGUACUACCUUGGAGUACUGAUAAUAGAUCACAAGACUGAAGGCCAUCUAUUUUAUUUAAAAAUAACAAUAUUGCCUAGUGCAAGGAUAAUUAUGUUAAAAAUAAUCCAGACCCAUCUGAAGAACUCUUCCAAAAGGUUUUAUCAGUUUUGCUUUUUGUAUAGAGGUUCAUUGAAAUAAGUAAAUUAUGCACUGUAGAUGUAACAGGUCAAGGCAGCUCAACCCCAUUAUAUGUCUUAUCAAAUAAAUCCAAUUUCAUUUAAAAUCAUGAAAUGCAAAGUGAGCAGCCCUUUACAGGGAAAAUUAUCCUGCCUUGUAUGAGUUUAAUGACUAUAGAAUGCCAGUUGUUUGCUAAAUUACAUGGCACUAUUUAAAGCCUAGUAAGUAUAAAUUAUAUUUAAAGAGUCCUCAUUAAAUCUGUCCACAUGUUUAGCUUUAUUUUUAGUUUUUAAACUAGGGCCUGAUUUGAUGACCUGUAUUAGUUUAACAUUACUACAAAAUGAAGUGCUUUGGUAAUCAUAAGCAGUCCUGUAAAUAAGAUCCCUCAGUCCUUGUUCAGUGAUUCUUUAUAUCAUUUCACUUAUUCAAAAAUCACAGGAUUCCCCAGAGUGUUUACCUUGUACUUAAUUAUGAAUUCCUAAAUUAGAUUCAUAGAAUUGAGAUGAACUAUUUAAUCAAAUGAGCCAUCAAAUCUAACAUUCUCUUCAGUGCAGGAAACCAAAUUAAAAUAUCUAUAACAGAUGGUUGUCUAAACUCUGCUUGAACUUACCCAACAAAGGGCAGGCCACCACCUCUUUAAAUUGUUGCACUAUUCAGAGUACAAGGACAGAGGACUGGUCUUAACAUAUCUUCAGUGUGGCAUUUCUGUCAUUUCUCCCUUGAAUCUUUUCGAAGCUAAAUGAAGCAAGCACCCUCAAUCUCUCUUCAUAGGAGUUUUGUUUCUGUGCACCUGAUCAUCCUCAUUGCUCUUUUCUGAACUUUCCUAAUUCUCCAAGUCUUCCUUAAAGUGCAUUUUGCAGAAUUGGACACAAUGUUUUAGAUAAGUUUUCACCAGCAGAUAAGAAAGUGUGACUAUUACUUCCCAUGAUUUAGCAACUAUCUUCAAUUGAGGCAGCUUCAAAUUGCAUUUGCCUGUUUUGCAGCUGCCACAAACUAUUCACAGUCAACAAUUAUUCCUACUUUUUUCAUAAAUACUCUUAUUUUCAUUCUGUAUUUGUGAUUUUAUUUAUUUAAUCUACAUAGAUAGGGUUGUUUCUUUGUUUGUUCAGAUUGUUAAGUUCACCCACCAAAAUCUUUUUUAAUUUUAUUUGUGCAUUCUAACAAAUUAAUUAUCCAACGGUACUGUGCUACCUGCAGAUUUGAUUUUGCACCUGUUCAUCCAAAUUAUUAAUAAAAAAUAUAGUGAGUCCAAGAAUGAAACUUGUAGAAGCCUAUUUAAUAUUUCUCUCCAAUCACUGAUAAACAAUUUCUGAUUACAGACUCAUCUACAUUUUUUUAGACUCAUCUACAUUUCAGUUUAACUGUCAAGCCAUCCAGCCUAUAUUUAACUAACUUGUUGAUCAGGUCAUGAGAUACUUUAUCAUAUGUUUUAUAGGUAUUCUUACAUUGUUUAGUGAUCACAAAACAACUGAGCUACUCACUUGUUAACUAAGAAAAAAUAUCACUGUGCUUAUCAUUUUAGUUUGGUUUUCCUUUGCUUUAUAGAUCUGCAAAGAUUGUAAAUGCCAGGAUUGACUACAAGUUACUUUUUCAUCACCAUUGUAACUAUGAGUAAAUACUGAAUGAGGCAGUUGCUAAAGGCUUACUUGUACUAAAAUCAAGAUAUAUUGUAUUAGAGCAUUUACACUGUCUAUCAAGAAAGUUAGACAGAAAAAAAGAUUAAAUUUAUCUGGUAAGUCUGCUAAUUACUGCAUCAAAGGCGCUCACAAAUUAUUAUUAUUUUAGCAAGUGGUAUUCCUUGGUUGACCACCAAGGAAUCCCGGGCUAUAGACCAGACUGGAAAGUAAAAAAAAAAAAAAAAAAA